AUGUCUGGUUAUAGCACGGAUAACGCAAUAGGACAUCCUGUUGCUCCUGGAGAAGAUCCAAAUCGGCAGCAGCAGCAACCAGGACACCCUACAUCCGUCAACCCAUACGCAGCUUAUCAACAUCCCGCAGCGCCAUAUGGACCACUGCAGCCUCAGCAGUUUGCUGGACAACCUGGUACCGGAUAUCUUGCAGGAUCAGUGCCACCUGCACCGGGGGCGCCGGAGGGAAAUACGAUGGCGGGUUUGGCUUCUCAAAUGGGGGGACUGGGAAUAGCUUCAGACGCGGGAGCUCGCGGUCACAAGAAAAAGCAUCGGCACGCUUACCACGACAUUGGAGGCCCAGCCGGGGGCGUCCCAUCGCCUCAAGGACUCGGUGCCUUUCCUCCACAGAAUGAGGCUGCGACGUCUCAGUUUCUAAAUACUGGGCUAAACCAACCAGUCACACAACAAGGAGCACAGCCUGCUCUGGGCCAACCUGCUAACCCUGCAAUGGGUAUCCCAACCCAGCCAGGGUACCAGUCCACUGAGGCAGGUUCAGUACCUACACAAGGAAAGAUAGAUCCGGAGCAGAUCCCAAGCGUGCCGAGGUCGCGAGAUAUGUCGGCUCAAUACUAUCAUAGUCAUGUCUAUCCGACUAUGGAACAACACGUACCGCCACCUGCUUCGAUUCCAUUCAUCACCCAUGACCAAGGCAACUCGUCUCCCAAAUUCGCUCGCCUUACACUGAACAAUAUUCCAGCAACAUCAGAGUUCUUUAAUUCAACUGGUCUACCAAUGGGGCUGAUAUUGCAGCCAUUAGCCCGCUUAGACGCUGGAGAACAACCCGUUCCGCUCAUAGAUUUUGGUGAGUUAGGUCCACCAAGAUGUCGAAGGUGCAGGACAUACAUCAAUCCGUUCAUGACCUUCCGAUCUGGAGGCAACAAAUUCAUUUGUAACAUGUGCACAUUUCCAAACGAUGUCACACUAGAGUACUUUGCACCUGUUGAUCCGUCAGGAAUACGUGUCGACCGUGCGCAGCGACCAGAAUUGAUGAUGGGAACGGUUGAAUUCACGGUGCCAAAGGAGUAUUGGGUUAAAGAACCAGUUGGACUGCAACAAUUGUUCUUGAUAGAUGUGAGCCAGGAGUCGGUAAAUAAGGGUUUCCUCGAGGGGGUUUGUCAGGGCAUCAUUAAUGCGCUUUACGGCGAGGAUGCUGAUACGACAGAAGACAACGAUGGCGAGCCUAGGAAUCUUCCGGAAGGGUCGAAGAUUGGUAUCGUUACUUUCGACAGAGAAAUCCACUUCUAUAAUCUUAGCGCGCGUCUCGAAAAGGCUCAGAUGAUGGUAAUGACAGAUUUGGAAGAGCCAUUUGUCCCAUUGAGUGAAGGUCUUUUCGUGGACCCGUACGAGUCAAAAGCCGUCAUCACCUCCUUACUCGAACAAUUGCCAACAUUGUUUUCUCAUAUUAAAUAUCCCGAGCCUGCCCUACUACCUACAAUCAAAGCAGCCUUAGCGGCACUACAAGCAACAGGAGGAAAGAUUAUCUGCUCUCUUAGUAGACUUCCUACCUAUGGCCCUGGAAAACUGGCUGUACGCGACAAGAACCAAUUCCCAGAUGGAGAAACUAGGUUGUUUGCAAUUGACAAUGCGGAAUGGAAGAGCAUUGCUACUAAACUAGCUGAAAGCGGCGUCGGUAUCGACUUUUUUGCUGCGUCACCAGGCGGCGCGUUCAUGGAUCUGACAACAAUUGGUUAUGCUGCAGCCAUCUCAGGCGGAGAAACCUUCUUCUAUCCGAACUUCCACGCCCCUCGAGACUUGUUAAAGCUUUCUCAAGAGAUAGCUCACACGGUCACUCGAGAGACAGGAUACCAGGCUUUGAUGAAAGUCCGCUGCUCAAAUGGGCUUCAAGUUUCGUCAUAUCACGGCAACUUCCUACAACAUACAUUUGGAGCUGAUCUUGAAAUUGGAACAGUUGACGCUGACAAGGCUUUGGGGGUUCUUUUCAGCUACGAUGGGAAGCUCGAUCCUAAGCUUGAUGCUCAUUUCCAGGCUGCCUUGCUGUACACAUCAGCAAGCGGCCAGCGACGAGUGAGAUGUAUCAAUAUUGUGGCUGCAGUGAAUGAGGGUGGGCUUGAGACGAUGAAAUGCAUCGAUCAGGAUGCGGUUGUUUCUAUCAUUGCAAAAGAAGCCGCGUCAAAGGCAGGAGACAAACCAUUAAAGGAUAUCCGUGCCAGUAUCACGGAAAAGACCGUCGACAUCUUUUCUGGGUAUCGCAAAAACUUCUCAGGCUCACACCCCCCCGGCCAGCUUGUGCUGCCCGAGAAUCUUAAGGAGUUCUCAAUGUACAUGCUUGGCAUGAUCAAGUCGAGGGCCUUCAAAGGAGGGAGCGAAACUGCAGACCGACGUGUGCAUGAUUUGCGCAUGCUGAGAUCCAUUGGCUGCCUCGAGACGUCAUUAUACCUGUAUCCACGUAUUCUCCCGAUUCAUAAUAUGAGGCCGGAGGAUGGGUUUGCCAAUGAACAAGGACGACUCCAGGUGCCUCCCGCGCUACGGGCUACGUUUUCUCGUAUCGAAGAAGGCGGGGUCUACUUGGUUGACAAUGGGCAAGUGGUCCUACUCUGGUUGCAUGCCCAAGUGUCGCCCAAUCUGUUGGAAGACCUCUUUGGACCGGGGUUCUCAUCACUACAAUCUUUGGAUGCUAACACGUCAUCGCUGCCCGUGCUGGAGACACAUCUCAAUGCGCAGGUUCGGAACCUUUUGCAGUACCUGUCCACGGUGAGAGGUUCGAAGGCGGUUACGAUCCAGUUGGCACGGCAAGGACUGGACGGGGCCGAAUUCGAGUUUGCGCGAUCAUUGGUGGAGGACCGCAACAACGAGGCACAAAGCUACGUGGAUUGGCUGGUACAUAUUCACCGCCAGAUCAAUCUUGAACUGGCAGGGCAUCGGAAGAAAGAGGAGGGAACGGGCUCGGGCGAGGGUGCUCUCUCCAGUCUUACCGGGAUCCGAGCGCCGUACUGGUAG
This is a messenger RNA of Talaromyces proteolyticus, 3000 nucleotides long. RefSeq names its product Sec23/Sec24 family protein. Gene Ontology annotation, cellular component: endoplasmic reticulum exit site; COPII vesicle coat. Lineage: Eukaryota; Fungi; Ascomycota; Eurotiomycetes; Eurotiales; Trichocomaceae. Gene Ontology annotation, molecular function: SNARE binding; zinc ion binding. The record is from RefSeq and is a predicted model, not a curated record. The coding region runs from base 1 to 3000 and encodes 999 amino acids. Gene Ontology annotation, biological process: intracellular protein transport; endoplasmic reticulum to Golgi vesicle-mediated transport; COPII-coated vesicle cargo loading. The transcript has 6 exons.